Larimichthys crocea (large yellow croaker) is the source of this 3687-nucleotide messenger RNA. Its product is annotated as toll-like receptor 13. The record is from RefSeq and is a predicted model, not a curated record. Bases 701 to 3445 code for a protein of 914 amino acids. Gene Ontology annotation, molecular function: protein binding; signaling receptor activity. Gene Ontology annotation, cellular component: plasma membrane. Gene Ontology annotation, biological process: signal transduction. The transcript has 7 exons. NCBI's taxonomy places the organism in Eukaryota, Metazoa, Chordata, Actinopteri, Sciaenidae.
ACUCAGUACCAAACAGCAGACAGACACAAUAAGUGACUAGCUGGUGAACAUAGUGGAGCAUUUAGCAGUUUAAGAUAUGUGAGAAAACAGCUGCAAGAUUCAAUUCAGUUUUAUUAAUAUAGUGCCAAAUCAUAAUAGAAGUUAACUCAUGAGACUUUUCAUAUAGAACAGGUCUCGAUGAUACUCCUAUUAUCUACAGAGACCCAACAAUUCCCGCCAUGAGCAACCACUUGGUGAUGUUGGGAAGAAAAAACUUCUUUUAACAGGCAGAAACCUCAUCGACGGACAUCUGCCAUGACCAGCUGAGACAUAGAGGAAGUUUAGAGAAGCAGAGGGGGAGGAGAGCCUAGGAUGCACUGCAGCAAUAGUAAUAAUAAUGAUAACUAUAACUAUUAUUUCAAUGGAAAUAUGACUAAUAGUGGCAAUAAUGAUGAUAGAAUUUGUAGUGGAUGUUAAACAGGACCACAGCAGCACAAUCACAAUCCCUGAUCUUGGCGUAGCCAGUAUUCACAGGGACUUUCAAGAUGAGUAACAUGCAUUAACGGGACGUGAAUGUGUACAGAUGGAGAGCAAGAGGAGAAGAGAAGAGCUCAGUGCAUCAUUGGAAGUCCUCCGGCACUUGAGGCCUAUAGCAGCAUAACUAAGAUUCCUUUGGUCUGACCGUGUGCACAUUUUGUGCAAAGAGAGUCGUCGAGUAAAGAUGGUGCGAACUGUUCUGUUCCUGCUUCUGCUCAACACCUCGGCCUGCUGUGGUUUUGGCUUUAAAGGCUGCUCUCAGAACUUCCCUCCAACGGACAUCAUGUGGUGCUUCAACAGGAACAUCGCUAACCUCACUGAUGUCGUAAGCAUGUUCCCAGAUAACCUAACAGCAAUCAACCUGUCCAAGAACAGGAUUCAAGUUGUCCCACCUGGAUCAUUCAGUCGGUUACCUGAACUAAAAAACCUGGACUUAAGCCAGAACCAGUUGGUCUUUCUAAAAGGAGGAGAAUUCAGAGGUCUGCAUGUCCUGGGUUUUCUGAACCUAACAUGCAACAACAUCUCACACAUUCUCUCCAAUGCUUUUGAUGGACUCAUUGGUCUACAAACCCUGCUUCUGAACAAUAACAAGCUUCAAACAUUCUCUCCAGAUAUACUUAACUCCCUCCCAGCGAUUAAAGCAGUCAAUCUAUCUCUGAACAGGCUCAAAGCUUUCAGCUGUGGAGAGUCUGGUGGAUCCUCCACUCUCACAGACCUUGACCUUUUAGCAAACGACAUCCAGAGAAUUAAUGUGAGCUGUUUCCCUGCCCUUGAGUACAUCCGGCUGUCCAAUAACUCAAAGUUCAACCUGCAGGAAGAUGCUUUUGCCUCCAACCCCAGGCUGAAGAGUCUGCUUUGUCAGGGAGUUAAAGCAGAAAUGCUGCUGGAACUCUCUGCGGAGACAAAGAAGAAUCUCUUGAGAGUGGCAUUUUCUCUGUUUGUGGAGAAAUCUCCAUUUACUAUCUGUGACCUGCUAAAAGGAAUGGACCACCUUGAGAGAAUAGAGGUUGACUUGAAAGGAUCUAAGUUACCUCAGACUAACACCAGCCUGCUGAACUGUGCUACACCACCCAUGGUUAUUAUCAUGGAUGCAAACCUUGGGAAUGUUGCCCAGUUGUCACUAGGGGGUAAUACCAGCAAACUUUAUCUCAACAACUGUGGUUUGAAGCAGAUAUCUCAUACUACAUUUGAUUACCAUGGAUUAGUAACUCUGCAGAUGAAUGAAAAUAAGGUCAUCAUUCAGCAGGACACAUUCAAAAACCUGAACAACCUCAGCUUUUUAGGCCUUGACAAGAACAAACUUCGUGAAAUUGACCCUAACUGGUUCAUCCCUUUGAAGAAGCUGACUCGCAUGAGUCUCAUGAAAAAUGAAAUCACUGAGUUGACACCAAAGGCAUUUAGUGCCCUUACCCUACUUGAGGAGCUCUAUCUGCAGUUCAAUCUACUGAAAUACAUCACCAAGAAGCCCUUUAGUAGGCUGCAGAAGCUAAGGAAGCUCAACCUCAGUUUAAACAUCAUUGAUUUCAUUGAAGAAGGCACCUUUGAAGACCUGAAAAGGCUCAGUUACCUGGAUUUAAGUGGGAACCGCAUCAAGAGGCUGACACCAGCUAUUCUGUCUGGCCUGGUCAAUUUGAAGCAGUUUGUCCUGUACAACAACCGCCUUCAUUUUAAAUCCUAUGAAAGUCCUUUCAUCAAUCUUACUUCUCUGGAGUAUGUGGAGAUGAACUACCAGGGGCCUGGAGGUAGUGGCAUUGGUACAAUUGGGCCGAGGUUCUUCCAGAGUCAACGUCGACUUACUGCAAUUGCCAUUGGGCACACCAUCAUACUCAACUUCCAUCCUGAUGCCUUUGUUCCUCUGGUCAAUUUGAAAAGUCUGUACAUAGCUGGAGUGGAUAUGAAAACUACUAACCUGAGUGCAUUGUUUUCCCCUCUGAAGAAGCUAAAGAAACUAAUUCUUUACCGGACAGACCUUGAUGACCUGCCUGCUAACCUAAUGCCUCCGGAUAAUACAUUGGAAAUUCUCAAAGUCACAUCUAACCACAUCCACACUGUGGACAAAGCAAUGUUGGAUCCGUUUCCCAGAUUGCGUGCUUUGGACAUUACAGAAAACCCACUUACCUGUACCUGUGAUAAUGCCUGGUUCAAGACAUGGGCCAUCCACAACACUCAGACACAGGUGGCCUAUCUGUACAACAUGCAGUGUGACAAUGACCAGAGAUUUCCCUACCUGUGGCAGUUUGAUGAUAAGGCCUGCUCAUUUGAAGUGGCUUCAUUCACUCUCUUCAUCACCUGCUCUGUGCUGGAUGUGCUGUUUAUGUGUGUGUGUGUGCUCUGGCACACACAGGGCCCUGCUAUACGAUACCUGAUGCUCAUCCUCAGGGCAAAACUACGUGGACGUAGAGGAGGAGCAGAGCAGGCCAGAUUCCAAUAUGAUGCAUUUGUCUCCUACAGCUCAAAGGAUGAGGCCUGGGUGAUGGAACAGCUGGUGCCCAACCUAGAGAAGCCAGCAGCUGGUGCACCAAGGCUCAGACUGUGCCUCCACCACAGAGACUUCCGCCCAGGUGCUGCUGUUCUGGAGAACAUCGAGGCAGCCAUUUACAACUCUCGCCACACCAUCUGUGUGGUGACACGUCACUUUCUACAAAGUGAGUGGUGCUCUGUGGAGUUUCAGCUGGCCAGUCUGAGGCUUUUAUUCGAUGGCAGUGAUGUCCUGCUGCUGGUGUUCCUGGAGGAGAUACCUGAACACUGUCUGUCUCCAUACACACGCUUACGCAAGAUCAUACGUAAGAAGACCUACCUGCUGUGGCCUGAGGAACCUCAAGAGGAGGAUGCUUUCUGGGUCAGACUGAUAGAUGCUUUAAAAGAUAAUAGGGAGGAAGAGGAGGAGGAUGGAGGAAGAGAAGAUGAGCUGGCACGGUUAAUUGGCUAGAUCAAAUGCUAACUACAGUAUUUCAAAAUGCUCAUAAUUAUCUUUUUUCACAGCCUGUAAUGUGUAGCCUUUUAAUUAACAUGCUGUAAUAAUUUGAUAACUAAAUAAAACAAACCCAACAAAAUACGUGAUGUCAAAUUGUUGUAUUAAAAUGUAGUUACUGAACUCGCCUAACUCUUUGUAGACUUUAUAUGUUAAACAUUUGCCAUCAUUGCUGCAUAAUAAAAAUUGCUCUCACAACA